Messenger RNA from Cicer arietinum (chickpea), 3339 nucleotides. RefSeq lists its product as uncharacterized. Lineage: Eukaryota; Viridiplantae; Streptophyta; Magnoliopsida; Fabales; Fabaceae. The record is from RefSeq and is a predicted model, not a curated record. Gene Ontology annotation, molecular function: phosphatidylinositol binding.
UUGAGGUGGACAAAACUGAAACCGAGCGAUUUUGUAGCUGUGACAUUUUCAUGCUAUUUUUUAAGGUAGCAGCAAAGACUUCGCUUUCAGUUAGUUACACAAGAAGAUGAAGAUGGGUCCUCUUACGAUGGAUACCAUCUUUGAUCUCAUCGAAGAAGCUAAACUUCGUUUUCUUUGGUGGUCUCUUUGUAUUUUCGCCAUUUCCUAUUUCUUAACUCAUACAAGUAAAUCAAUGUGGAUGAAUGUACCAAUGUCCAUUCUUUUUUUCACUGGUCUGAGGAUUCUUGUGAACAAGGUGGAGUUUCGUUGGAAGGUUCAGCCACCUAAAUUACAGACUUACCUAUCUCAUUUGGAGAAAAAGCAAUUGCCUCUAGACGAAGAAUGCCUCUCUAAUUCACCUCCCCCUCCUAAAUGGAAGAAGAAGAUUGAUUCUCCUGCAGUGGAGGCUGCCUUGAACGAUUUCAUCGAUUUGAUAUUGAAGGAUUUCGUGAUAAAUAUGUGGUAUGCAGACAUUACUCCAGAUGGCGAGUUUCCUGAGCAAAUACGCGACUUAAUCAUGGAUGCUCUUGCUGAAGUCGCAGUCAGGGUUAGAGAGAUAAACAUUGUAGACUUGCUCACAAGUGAUAUAGUUGAUUUAAUAAGUGAUCAUAUAGACCUCUUCAGAAGAAAUCAAGCUGCUAUUGGUGUUGAUGUUAUGUUAACAUUAUCUUCUGAGGAGAGGGAUGAAAGGUUGAAAUUCCAUCUGUUGAAUUCCAAGGAGCUUCAUCCAGCACUAAUAUCUCCAGAGAGUGAGUACAAGGUUCUUCAGCGGCUCAUGAGUGGAGUAUUAGCUACGGUACUAAGAAAACCAGAAGCUCAAUGUCCGGUCGUUCGAUCAAUAGCUCGGGAAAUUUUAACUUGCUUGAUAUUGCAACCUGUAAUGAAUUUGGCAGGCCCUGCGUAUAUCAAUGAGCUGGUUGAGUCUCUUCUACUAGUUCUUAAUGACGGGGAUAUGAAUUGGAUGGGCGGUGGUGAAAAUCAGACUUCAAAUGCUACAACUCAUAAUCAUGGUCACUCAGUUACUGCUGAGGGUGGACAUGAUAAUCACGCAGCCUCGGCUGAUUGGGCACAAAUGCUCGACGCUGCAACUCAGAGAAGAACUGAAGUUCUCAUGCCUGAGAAUCUCGAGAACAUGUGGGCAAGAGGAAGGAAUUACGGAAGGAAAAAUCGUAAAAAUACCAAAGCUGGUUCUUCUUCAAAAUAUUCUUCUGUAGAUCAUUCACUGUUUGAUAGACAUUUGGCUCAUGAAACAACAUCAGUGGGUAAGCAUGGAACACAUGCUUAUUCAUUGCAUAGUGUCGGCUCGGAUCCCCUACUAUACGAUGGAAGCACAGCUAUGUCUGAGUGUUCGGCAGAUCACGACAAGGAUUUAUCUUUUGAAGCAGAUCAUCAAGCUGACGAAGUGAAUGAUAUCAAGGAGCUUGGUUUGAGUAAGCAUAAACAUCUGCUCAGGAGAUCCGGUAGUUCUUCUGUCUUGGGAAACCAAUCUCAUAAAGGAGGGCCCAAUGUGGCUGAGUGCCACUCCCCUGAGUUUAGGAAGCAUGAAGGAUUUUGGGGAAAGAGUGGUUCUGACAUGGUUAUUAGGAGAGAGGCACAAUCUGUUCCAAAGCUUCGGUGCCGGGUGAUGGGAGCAUAUUUUGAGAAACUUGGAUCCACUUCUUUUGCUGUAUAUUCAAUUGCAGUCACUGAUGGACAAGAAAAAACUUGGUUUGUAAAACGAAGAUACAGGAACUUUGAGCGGUUGCAUCGACAUCUAAAAGAUAUUCCCAAUUACACACUACAUUUGCCUCCCAAAAGGAUAUUUUCGUCGAGCACAGAGGAUGCUUUUGUACAUCAGCGUUGUAUUCAACUCGAUAAAUAUCUCCAUGAUCUUUUGUCAAUAGCAAAUGUUGCUGAACAACACGAAGUAUGGGACUUCUUGAGUGUUUCCUCAAAGAAUUACUCUUAUGGAAAAUCUUCUUCAAUGAUGAGGACCCUGGCAGUCAAUGUAGAUGAUGCCGUGGAUGAUAUCGUACGACAGUUCAAAGGCGUUUCAGUUAGUUUGAAGCGAAAUAUUGUCACUGCAUCAUCCCCCAACGCUGAAGGUUCUUCUACGUCUAUCCCUUGGAAUAUGGAUGAAAUGGAUAGAAGUACUUCAAGGAAAAGUGCUGCAGACAGUGCUUUGAGCUCUGAUAACGAGGAAGGUGAAAAAGAAGCCAAUUACGGCCAUGAGAGUAUCGAUAGAGAAGUAGCAGAAGAAAGUGCAUGGCAUUCUGACAAUGAGUUGAGCUCGAAGGAUUAUCCACAAGGGGUAACCAACCAUGGUAAUGAGUCUAGUAACUUGGAUCAUGAUAGAAAACAUGAUGAUGUGAUGGAAGCAAAAGUUGGAAAGGAUGUUCCUGCUACAAAUGUAUCUCUAAGUCAUGAUAAUCCGGAAGAUCCGAUUGGAGUGCCACCUGAGUGGACUCCACCUAAUGUGAGUGUCCCUAUUCUGAAUUUGGUUGACAACAUAUUUCAGCUUAAGAAAAGAGGCUGGCUAAGAAGACAGGUCUUUUGGAUAUCAAAACAGAUAUUACAGCUGGUGAUGGAAGAUGCUAUCGAUGAUUUGCUCCUUAGCGAGAUUCAUUGGCUCCGGAGAGAAGAAACCAUUGCCCAAGGAAUUCGGUGGGUCCAAGAUAUCCUCUGGCCUGGUGGCACAUUUUUCUUAAGAGUUCAGACCCCUGAAGUGUUUAUUGGUGGCGGUGCAAUUGAUCACAAACCUUUACAAACCAUAAGUGAAUCUAGUGGAAGGAGCAUGCGCAAAUCGCGAUCAGGGUGUUUCGAGGAACAACUAGAAGCUGCUCGUAGAGCAAGUGAUGUGAAGAAACUUCUCUUUGACGGAGCUCCAGCAGCCUUGGUUAGAUUAAUCGGACAGAAGCAGUACAGACGUUGUGCCAGUGAUAUAUAUUACUUUAGUCAGUCUUCUAUAUGUGUGAAGCAACUUGCUUAUGCAAUCCUUGAACUUCUCCUCAUAUCCGUCUUCCCCGAAUUACGCAAUGUCGUCAUGAGUGUUCAUGAGAACAUGCGUGUUCAUCAACCUGUAUAGACUGCAUGAAUUUCUUUCCAGUUGGUUGGAGUGGCCUGCUUAUGUUCAAAAUCAGUUCUUGAGAUUAGGAAGAGAGUGUUUUUUGUGCUAUACAAGAGCCAUGAUUGAUGAUUUUUUCUUCAUUAGGGGGAAAUUCUUUUGUAAACUUAUAGAUUUUGUACAGAAAGAUUAAUUCAUUUUUGUAUUGUGUGGCAGACUUGUGAAAUGCUUCUAGUGAAUAUUUUUGUCAAUCUUCA